This is a messenger RNA of Mycotypha africana, 1119 nucleotides long. RefSeq names its product RNA polymerase Rpb3/Rpb11 dimerization domain-containing protein. Gene Ontology annotation, cellular component: RNA polymerase II, core complex. The transcript has 7 exons. The coding region runs from base 41 to 706 and encodes 221 amino acids. Gene Ontology annotation, molecular function: protein dimerization activity; DNA-directed RNA polymerase activity; DNA binding. Gene Ontology annotation, biological process: DNA-templated transcription. Lineage: Eukaryota; Fungi; Mucoromycota; Mucoromycetes; Mucorales; Mycotyphaceae. The record is from RefSeq and is a predicted model, not a curated record.
UGUUUGCCUUAAACCGUAAUCAAUACUCGCUUAUUCAAACAUGGAUCUUGGAAGCUCUUAUGGACUUGGUGGGCCUAACAUUACAAUUAGAGAGCUAACCAAAGAUCGUAUAAACUUCAUUCUAAGUGAUACUGAUCUUAGUGUUGCCAAUGCUCUUCGUCGAGUUAUGAUCGCCGAAGUACCAACAGUUGCGAUUGAUAUGGUAGAAAUUGAAACAAACACAACUGUGUUAGCCGAUGAAUUCAUAGCACACCGUCUUGGUUUAGUACCAAUUGAUAGUAGAGACGUUGAUAAAUUACGUUAUACCAGAGAUUGUACAUGUUCACAAUAUUGCCCAGAAUGUUCAGUGGAGCUGACGCUUCAUGUUAAAUGUACUGAUGAUAGAACAAAGGAUGUAACAACCAGGGAUUUGACGUCCUCAAAUCCUUCCUUCAUGCCAGUUGUACAAGAUAAAGACGAUGCAGGCGUGCUUUUAGUGAAGCUACGUAAGGGGCAUGAAUUAAAAUUAAAGUGUAUAGCAAAAAAGGGUGUUGCAAAAGAGCAUGCAAAAUGGAGUCCUGUCAGUGGUGUGGCCUUUGAAUAUGACCCAUACAACAAACUACGACAUACAACAUUUUGGUUUGAAGAAACUGAGGAUGAAUGGCCACUGAGUAAAAACGCGCAAUAUGAAACACCACCCGAUAAAGAUGCUCGUAAGUUGCCAUAACGAAUCGCGAUUUAUUACAGACCAUAAUACUUAUACUUUGCCGUCGUCACAGCUUUCGAUUAUAACGCUAAACCCGAUAAAUUUUACUUUGAAGCAGAGGUAAUUUUUUAUAAUCAAUAGAAUUUGUGUAUCUUUCAGCUUACAUACUUUAUUAUAUUUAGACGGUUGGUUCUUUAGCACCCGAAGAAGUUGUGACGAUGGCUAUGAAAACACUUGUAGAUAAGCUCGCGUAUGUACAAAUGCAAAUUCAAGAGGAAGUGGAUAAUAAGGAACAAGAUAGCGCCAAUCCUUGGGGCGGUUAUUAAUUGUUAGUGCAUUAGGAUUGCUUAAUUAUGUACAAAGUCAUUAAUGAAUUAAAAAAGUAAAGCACGAAAGCAUCACACGUAUUACACGUACGCACAUCAUUAUGUGAU